Melopsittacus undulatus (budgerigar) is the source of this 3242-nucleotide messenger RNA. RefSeq names its product Bprotein-1 related complex subunit 6 (gene BORCS6). The record is from RefSeq and is a predicted model, not a curated record. Gene Ontology annotation, biological process: lysosome localization. Gene Ontology annotation, cellular component: BORC complex. NCBI's taxonomy places the organism in Eukaryota, Metazoa, Chordata, Aves, Psittaciformes, Psittaculidae.
AUGGUGGCGCAAUUAGAUCCGCUGCUCGGAGAACAUGGCGGGGGAGUGAAAUGAGCUGCUAGCAGCGCCCCGGUGUUGUUACCCGAGUGGGCACACCCCUUUCCGACACCGCGCCAAUCGCUAUGCGAGGAGAGAGCUAGCGGCACACCUCUUCUGUAUCCGCCAAUCCGGGCGAAACGGCUGCCUCUCUGGCCCCGCCUCUACCAAUCAGAAGCGACACAAACAUUUGGGGUCACGCCCGCUUCCGCAGGCAGCCCAAUCGGAGCGGACACAAACAGCUGGCACGCCCCCGUCUCCGAGUCACGGGCCCGCAGUGCGAAGCGAAGGCACCGGACAGGCGGUUCUCCUUGUGAGCGCCAGGAACCAAUCAGACGGCACAAAAACAGCCCCGGCCACGCCCCCUCUCGCCCAGCAGCCAAUCGAGGGGGACGUAAACAGGCAGUGGUGUGCCCCCUGGUGGUCGGCGGCGCAGUGGGGAGUAGGCACGCUUCGCCUGCUAUGGAGGGGCCGGCGCCGGGGCCGGGGCCCGGGCUCCCAGCCGCGGCGGAGGAAGGACCCGGUGGCGAGGCGGCGGGGCAGAGACGGGACGAGCGCAGCCUGGAGGCGCUGAGCCUGGCUGCCGCCGGCGGCGGAGCGGCGGCGGUGGCGGCGCGGCAGCAGCUGCCGGAGGGGCGGCGGGCGACGCUAGCGAGCGCCCUGGAGCUGGAGGGGACGGUGCUGCGCGAGGGGCGUCUCACCCAGUUCGUGGCCAACAACCUGGAGCGGCGGAUCCGGCUGAGCGGCACCCCGCGGGGUGAGCUCCCGGCGGCAGCGGCGGCUGGGGGCGGCGGCUCUAUCCCUGCCAUCGACCCCGGGGCGCUGCAUGACGUGGUGGCCCUGGCCGGGCAGGUGGCGGCACAGGUAGACGAGCUGCUGCGCAACGUGCACUGCGGGCUGCAGGCCUUGACGGCCCUCAGCGUCGGCUGCAUCCAGACCUACCGCGACGGCGUGGAGAGCCUGGGCGAGGCGGCCGACCUCAGCAUCCGCGCCAUGUACGCGCUGGUGGCGCGCUGCGAGGAGCUGGACCGCGCCAUGCAGCCUGUGCCCGCCCUGGCCAAGCGCAUCCGCGACAUGAAGGGCACCCUUGAGCGGCUGGAGGGGCUCUGCAAGUAGCACCGCCCCGGCGGGGGUCGCCGCCCUGCCACUGCCGCCAGGGCGUUGAGCGAGGAGCCGCCGGGGAUGCCGCUGCAGUGUCAGUGGCGCGGCCGCUGGGCCUGCUCCGGGAGCUGGACGGGGCUUGGCCGCUCUGACAGGCCCCGGCUCGGCGGCUGCCCUCCCUGCUACCUCCCGCCGGGGCUGCCGACGGCCGUCCUUCAGGCGGCAGCUCUCUCGCCCCGGUAGACCCGCCGCCGGGCCCGCUCUCCACCUGUACAGCCUUCCUCUCCCUCUGUGCCCCGGACGUGACCAGCAGAGAUCCGUAGCCAGUUCGCUGGUAUUAAUGUGGAGGAAGUGAGAUUUUUGCAACUGAUGAAGGAAAAGGGCCUAGUUGAAAUCGCGAAGUGAAUGGCAGACGGUGCUUCUUAGCUUCAGCUCAUUAAAGAAUUUGGAUUCCACAUGCCUUAUGCUUUCUAUUUAUUGAGGGCUAGGAAAAACUAACCAAUCUUAAUGAAAAGCAGCUGUUAAUAUUUUAUUUUAAACCAGAUUUGAAAUUGUUGUGAACACUUGCUUGCUGCUUACAGGCAUACACGCUUACUUGUGUGCCUUGGUGCCUGAUGAGUAAUUCUCACUUGUGCUGUUACAGCAAGUAAGCACACAGAACGCUGCUUACAGGACACAGUCUUAAGAGAAAAUUUAAUAUAUAUAGCAAAGACAUUGUUCUUCCAGAGAAUAUAAAAUCCAUGGAAUAUAAUUGAGAUUCAGAUAACAAAUCUACAUGCAGAGUUCUAAAUAAAAGCCUUCAGAUGAAAUAUGCUUUGCCUCUGUUAGUCUUUGCUGUUUUUUCAGUGUAGAUGUUUAAAUGGCAUCACUCUGAAAUGAUCCUGUGAUUUUGUUGUGGGGCUUCUGUUGUUUUGUUUUUUCAAUUGGGAAUAUACCUAUUAGAUGAGGAAUAUGUGACAUGGGUGGAUGACUGACAUAAAAUGGGUACUUUCGGGGAAUGUGUAACUUGAAGCUUUUGUAUGUGCAUCACUGUAUGCAGAAGUGAUUUUGCUGUAUCAGUAAGUGUUUCCUCUGAGGCCUGAGAGUAGCCAGAUUCUCUGAUCACUAUGGUUCCUAUGCAACUAGCCUCUUAGAUGAUGCUCUUAGCAAGGUGUUUAGGACACAAAUGACUUUGUAACAGGAUUUCCAGAGAGAAAUGAUCACUGUGAUCUUGUGUAUGUAUAGUGGUGCUUUUAGUGACCAGUGGCUCCUAAAACCCUUGGGGCAAAGGCAGCCAGAAACACUACUCAAGUCUAGUAACUGGGUUGAAGAGUGGAUAGGUUUACAAUGGUUGCAGCUGCUACCCCACCAUAAUCUCAUUAAGAACACUGAGUGGGGGGGUAGAUGCUGUGAUAGACUGUGCUUCUGUAUGUAGACAAUACUGAAUUGAAACAAAAUAAUUGUUUUUAUGCCACCCUGGUUAGUGCAAUACCAGUCUCUAGCCUGUUUUGAGUUUCUCAACAUGGCCAUGUGUUUCCAUCAGCACGAGGUGUAUUUCAUGUGUGACCUAGUGGGAGGAGGAAGCUGGAAGUGGGCUAUGCCAAGGUCAUGCUCUUUGUGGUCACAGCUGUUGUGGCACUGUCUUCUGGGGAAUAGCUGUGGCUCCAGAAAGGGACCAAAGGUCUUAUAAGUGGAGAGAGAAAAAUGAGAACUUAAGUGCCCCUGCCCAUGGGCCUAAAAAAUACUAAAGAUUUCUUUACACCUCUGUAACAGCUGUACUCUUAAUAGUUUUGGGGUGUUCCUCUUGGGAAAGUUUGAACUUCUUUAUCACGGAGACAUAGUAGUUUUGCUAAGUAUGUUAUGUAUAUGUCGAGAGUGAAAACCAAAGUUCUAUCUUGCUUAACUUGUGCAUGUUGUUGAAAUGUUCACACAAACUUGUUUGUAUAGCCACAUACAUACACCUGUGCUUUAUUCACACAGGCUAAGGUGAAGCCUUUAAAGCAGACAUGUUUCUGUACGCUGUCAGUUUUGAGUAGUGUUUCAUUUAGUCACUUUCAGUGAUAAUUCCCUGCUAAAAUUGUCAAGUCUGUAGAAUAAAAUGAUUACUUUUACGUUUUUAAUUGGUA